UACCCACUUUAGCGUGACACCAUUUUGAACCACGGAACCUGUGAACAAAGAGUCGACAACGGCAUAGAAAUCAUCAAAUCAUGGACUCCACUGAUACAAGCCAGUCUCCUUAUGUUUCUGAAUUAAAAAUUGAGCUAUCGAAGAUUGAUAAUAAUGAUUUUGUACACGCCACACGUCUUCUUACAGAAGAAACUAAGAGAGUUGAAUCUGGAGACAAGUACAAAAAUGUACCUAUGGUUGAGCUUCAUCAUGACAAGCCUCACAGCAAUGCUGUAAAGAUAAGGAUUCCAGUCAAAGAAUUCCCAAAGGUGAACUUUUCUGGAAAGUUGCUAGGACCAAAAGGAAGUACCCUUAAACAGCUCCAACAAGAAACAGGGUGCAAGCUGUCUAUUCUUGGCAAAGGAUCAAUGAGAGAUAAAGUUAAGGAAGAAGAGCUUAGAAAAGAAGGCGGCAAGUAUGCACAUUUGAAUGAAGAGUUACAUUUAAUGGUGGAGUGUUUUGCUGAGACAGUUGAUGCCUAUGGAAGACUUGCAAACGCCAUUACCAAAUUGAAAGAAUUUAUGAACCCAGAUGCUGAUCCACAGGCUUUGCAGGGUAUGAUGGCUGCCCAGAUGGAUGAGAGAGGCUUUUUCAAUGGUGAGGGCCAUGCUGGACGUGGUGGCCCUGGUCCUAGAGGGGCUCCAGGGGGAAGGGGAGGCAUCUUGAAUACUCCUGGAGGUAGAGGUGGAAUGCCACCUGGCAGGGGAGGAGGUUCAGCUCCACCAGUUGGAAGAGGGACCCCACCACCAAGAGGAGGUCUAGCACCAAGAGGUGCCCCAUCUCAAAGAGGGGCACCUCCCCAACGUGGGGCGCCAGCUCCUCGUGGUGUUCCCCCUCCCCGUGGUGUUCCAACUAUGCGAGGUGCUCCUGCACCAAGAGGGGCACCCCCUGCUAGAGGAGCACCAGUUGGGAGAGGGGCAGCACCACCAAGCAGAGGGGCUCCUGCUUCCAACAGGGGGCGAGCUAUGCCACCACCAGUAUCAUUAUCAAGGGCACCACCUGCUUUAUCAGACUAUGAUGAUUAUGGCACAGAAUCUGCUUACAGUCAAGAUCCAUAUGCCCAGUCAUAUACUGCACAAGAGAGCUAUGAUGAUGCCUACACCAGGAGAGACCCAUACGCUGAAGAGCAAUACCAGGAACCAGUUUCUGCUGCAGGAGAUACCCAAUACUUUGAUUAUGGACAUGGAGCUCAAUCAUACACAGAUGAAUAUGAUACCUCACGGAUACAAUCAAGACCACCACCACAUACAUCUGGUUAUGACAGUCGUGCUAUGAAAGCCCCACCACCAAUAGCCUCAAGAGGUGCACGCGGUGCCAGAACACAUCCAUAUGAUACAACAGCACGACCAGGUGUUGCACCAAGUCGCUACAGCAGUUACUGAAGACAUCUUAAAUCACCAAUAGACAUCUAUUCUUAAUGUUGUUGUAUGUUGAACCUAUACAAGCGAGUCUGCGAACAUGGAGGUACAUGUUUACGCUUUUUUGCGUAGAUUUGCUGCCAACUUAAGAUUUCAGUUUUACAAUUUUAGUUCAUUACUCUAAAUCAGGGAAGGAAAUCUUAAAACGUGUAAUAUAAUUUGACUUUUACACCUGCAAAAGUACAACAAACAAAAACAAACUUAAAAUCAUGUCCUAUAUAAAUGUUCUUAGUGGUUUUUAAAUCAGAAAAGCUUUUAGGUUGUAAUAUAGGUGUGUCAAGGUUAAUUUUUUUAAAACAGUGUUUUAUAAAUUUGUAAAUAACUGCUUUUUGUGAUAACAGACUAAAGUAUUGCAUAAUUAAUGCCAAACAAAACUUUAAAAAAAAAGUAAUAAUAGAAACUACUUCUGUAACUAAACUUAUAAAAUAUUCAACUGUUUUAGUUGGUUAAACAAAGAGAAGCAUAUAAAGGAAGUUAAAUAACUAAAACAAUAAAUACACUCACUAAUUAAUAUGCCAAAUUCAUUUCAUAUAUAUUGUAAUACAUGUUCAGUUGUAAUAUUGUCGUCAUUUUUUGUAUUCUCAUUUCAAUAAAGCAUAAAACUCCUGAAA
Messenger RNA from Ruditapes philippinarum (Manila clam), 2068 nucleotides. RefSeq names its product KH domain-containing, RNA-binding, signal transduction-associated protein 2-like. Lineage: Eukaryota; Metazoa; Mollusca; Bivalvia; Venerida; Veneridae. Gene Ontology annotation, biological process: regulation of alternative mRNA splicing, via spliceosome. Gene Ontology annotation, molecular function: mRNA binding. Bases 81 to 1421 code for a protein of 446 amino acids. The record is from RefSeq and is a predicted model, not a curated record. The transcript has 9 exons. Gene Ontology annotation, cellular component: nucleus.